Molecule: messenger RNA, 2250 nt
Organism: Rhodotorula toruloides NP11
Lineage: Eukaryota; Fungi; Basidiomycota; Microbotryomycetes; Sporidiobolales; Sporidiobolaceae
Product: WD repeat protein
Exons: 6
Coding region: 1-2250 (749 amino acids)
Molecular function (GO): protein binding
Source: RefSeq, a predicted model, not a curated record
AUGCAACCCACAAGCAGCCUCGUGCGGCCCGAUCCGUACAGCGUGAGGGCCACGACAACAAGCUCACAUCCUCAGCUGCGCGACUUGCUCGUCUUUACGCCCGAAGCCGGCAAUGCGGUCACGACGGUCUGCUACGACUCGCUGUGCUCCGUCGACCUGUAUGCCGCGCGACCGCCCGAGUAUACGCCGCUCCGCUUCUCGCCGUCGACUCUCGCAUACGGUAUGGGUUUCGUGGUCGCAGGUGGACAGUCGAGCGAGUUGGCGAUACGAAGUGCACUGCCAGGGUGCCAUCAGUACCUUCCUUCCUCCUCCGUCCCCAGCGCAACCGGCGUCCGCACCAUCCACUCCGGUUGCAUCAACAACAGCGUCUGCGUCACUCCCUCGCCCAACUCGCCCGAUACUCCUCGACUGCUUGUCAGUUCGAACGAUGAGCUGAUCAAGGUGUACGAGGUCGAGGGUCGGGUGCCUGACUACAAGGCGGCGAAACGGCGACGAGAGCGGGAACGGAAAGCGGGCUGGAGCGUGGUCGAGGCGACGUGGGCUGCCGAGCGAGGGGAGCUGGAGUACGGCUUGUCGGGCGAGGAAUUGGAGGACGAGGACAACGCCGUCGAGGAGCAGCUGUCUUACAACGAGGGAUCCGCCUGCCGCAUCGUCCCCCUGCCUGGCGACGACUUGCGCCUCCCGACUGCCGUCAACCACUGCUCCGUCUCACGCGACGGGAAGUACAUGGUGGCUGUGGGCGACACGGCCGACGUCUUCCUCUACGACUGUCGUGGGGGGCGGUACGAGCUCGCGCAAACCUUCAAGGCGAGCGACGACGCCAGCUUCUCGACCGACUGGUCAGACGAUGGCCUGACCUUUGCCGUUGCCUCGCAAGACGGCUUCGUCCACGUCUACGACAUCCGCAACCUCCCCUCUUCGUCCCGCCCUCCUUCGCCGACCUUGCGCGGCGCGUCAGCGAGUCCGCGCAAACUUGCGGAGCUCAAAACGACGCAAUCUGGACCGGCUGGUGCGGCGAGGAAGGUCAAGUUCAGUCCGGGCGGGAAGCGGAUUGACGGAGGUCUGCUGGCUUUCACCGAGCAUCGGAACCGACUGCAUAUCGUCGACGCCCGGACGUUCGAGACCUACCAAAUCAUCGACGUUCCAACUUCUUCGCCCUCCGCUUCCUCUUACCCGCACAUCUUGUCGGCCGCGCCUCCCCUCCGCCCCCGUCCACAGCCUCCCCCUCGUGCCUACCGCCGCUUUCGACCCUCCCUCUCCCGCAUCCCAUCCGCCUUCUCCUCCCUCGCUUCCUUCAGCGCCAGCGGUGGAGGAAGCGGCACCCAUACUCCACGAGACGAGAAAGAGCGCGACGAGUUUGAGCGCGAGAUGCGUGAGCGGACGGAGAGGCGGUUGCGGGAUGAAGAGAGGCGCACUAGGGACGUUGCGAGGGAGAUCGGAAGGCAAAGGAGGUUGCAUAGGCAGCGGAUGCUGGCCGAGGAUGGGGACGGUUUGGGUGAGGAAGAGCGAGGUGAAGAGCGAGGCGAGGGUGACGAGAUGCAGGUCGAUCCCUAUGACGAGUUGGACGAUCUGAUGCGCACGGAGGAGCGGGGCGAAGACGACGAGGAGCGAAGUGACGCGGAGGGCGACGUGCACGAGGAGGAAGACGAAGACGAUGACGACUCUAGCGCUUCGAGCGUCAACACGACCCGCCCGCGCCGCUUCGCCCCAGCGACAGCAGCGCCCGACUCCGCCGCCGUCUCUCGGACGCUUCCGACGGCGUCGAUGUCCCCUUUCGGCGGCUCGACGACGAACGUCUCCCUCACGGCGGACGAACCACCCAUCCGACGCAACUUCUCCGGCUAUACUCCCUUGAACCCCAACUCAUCCGCUCCCGCUCGCAUUCCUACCUACGCCUCCCCGCCCCAGAUGUCGACCUCGCCAUCCGGCCGCAUCGGCACGUCUUCGUCAUUCUACUACUCGACCUACGUCCCGACCUCGUAUCCUUCCGCCACCUUCAGCUUCGCCACGUCCGCUCCUGCACCGAACCUGCCCAUCACUUCGCUCUUCGCCGCACCGCUCGCCGGGACAGUCGGAACCUACCACGCCACCUCCGCCUUCUUCCCGCUCGAUGCGACACCUGGAGACCUCCUCGGCCUCGACUUCGACGAGUUCGGCGAGCGUGUCUUGGUUGCGACGGGCGAGCGUGUCUGGGAGUGGGAGGUUGACGCGAGGGCGCGGAGGGGAUCUGCCGCUUGGGGAGCGCUGUGA